Molecule: messenger RNA, 367 nt
Organism: Meloidogyne enterolobii
Lineage: Eukaryota; Metazoa; Nematoda; Chromadorea; Rhabditida; Meloidogynidae
Source: the annotation of a GenBank genome assembly
AUGGAAGAAAUGAAUGAAAACGACCAACAAAAACAACAAAUAAAAAGGCCAAUAAAUUUAAAUAAUCAACAAAGGAGGAGAUUUUACACAAGAAGGAGAGGAGGACAACAACCUUUAACUUUUUUUGUUUUGUUAUUUUCUUUAAUUAGUUAUUGUUCUUUAACUACUACUGAAUGUGCUACUUUCUUUUAUGGAGCAACCGAAGACAGCGAAUCACCAGAAAAAAUCGAGCAGCUGCAAAAUGUUGUUGACACAAAUGAAAGGGCUUUGGCAUUAGCCGAGAGCGCGGCGGCAGCCAAUUCAGAAAAUGAAAUAAAUGAGCAAAAAUUAAGCAGUCACGAGCUUGAGAGUGUGUAAGUGCAAACAA